Molecule: messenger RNA, 1794 nt
Organism: Anarrhichthys ocellatus (wolf-eel)
Lineage: Eukaryota; Metazoa; Chordata; Actinopteri; Perciformes; Anarhichadidae
Product: chemokine-like receptor 1
Exons: 2
Coding region: 512-1537 (341 amino acids)
Biological process (GO): positive regulation of cytosolic calcium ion concentration; complement receptor mediated signaling pathway; phospholipase C-activating G protein-coupled receptor signaling pathway
Cellular component (GO): plasma membrane
Molecular function (GO): complement receptor activity; G protein-coupled receptor activity
Source: RefSeq, a predicted model, not a curated record
UAGCACAAAGUACUAUAUGACUAAUUUAUCCAACUUAAGACUAAAGUGGGAGUUAUUAUAGAAUAUGUACCAGGACGGAAGCAUUCUAACACAAAAUAAUAAAAACUACCAACCAGCAUACAGUCAAUAAAGACAGAUCAUUUACGCUUUCUGGUUCUAAAAGUAAUUCAAUGAUCUGUUUCUCAAUGCAUAUUGCAGAUCGUGUUGAAGAUACGAAUGCCUAAGGAAGCCCAUUUCCGCUAGCAAAAACAAAGUUAAAGUUAAUGGGUUUUUUUUGUUGGCGGAAAAAAUGCACCAACACUUUUGCUGCAUCCAUGUAACCAUGACACUAACCAAAUGUUUCCUGUUGCUGUUCAAUGAAGGUGGCCACCUCAGCCACAUCGGUUUUAUUCUUUCUACUCCAGAGCUGCUUCUUGCUUAAAAUCCUUUCAAGGAUAACAUCACCACUGUGCCUGCGCCGGCGCCUGCGUAUCAACCAGAUGGAUUAGAUGGGGUUAAAAAAACUGUGCAAAUGGUGGUCCUGGUCCUCUACUGCGUGAUAUUUAUGGCUGGGACUCUGGGCAACGGUGUGGUCAUCUAUGUGACAGGCUGCAGGAUGAAGAGAACAGUCAACUCAGUUUGGUUUCUCAACUUGGCUCUGGCUGACUUCCUCUUUACAGCCUUCCUGAUUUUCAAGAUCAUUUCUGUCUCUCAGGAGCAACAAUGGCAAUUUGGACAAUUCAUGUGCAAGCUCUUCCACUUUGUGAGUUUAGUCAACAUGUUUGCAAGUGUCUUUCUUCUGACAGCCAUAAGUCUGGACCGUUGCCUGUCGAUCUGGGUGGUGGUGUGGGCACACAACAAGCGCACCGUUCGCAAAGCCCAGGUCAUAUGCGUUGUCAUCUGGAUGACUGCUGCGGUCUGCAGCACCCCUGAUGCCACCUUUCGGCAGCUUGUGUUAAUAGAGGAGAAGUUUUACUGUUCUUAUUUUGUAACCACACCAUUUUGGAGUCUCUACAUGUUUCGCUUUGUCAUGGGCUUCCUCAUCCCUUUCCUGGUAAUAUUGGUCUCUAAUGUGGCCAUAGGUGUUCGUACAGGGCGCAUGCAGACGACCAGGAAACAGAGAUCUCGCCGAAUCACUUUCGCUAUCAUUGUGGCAUUCUUCAUCUGCUGGUUGCCAUUACACAUUAUUUAUAUAAUAGAAUUAAAUGCCCAGACUAACCCAGAUCUCUGGAAGAUUGUUCAAAUUGGGGGUCCUCUGGUUCAUAGCCUCGCUUUUUUGAACAGCUGCCUGAACCCCAUUCUCUAUGUUUUCAUGUGUGAUGAAUUCCAGAAGAAGCUCAAGCAGUCCAUAUGCUUUGUCCUAGAGAGUGCCCUGGCAGAGGACCACUUGUCAUUCAUGUCUUCUCGCAGCUUGUCGUCACACUUUUCUCGGGUAACCCGGAAGUCUGACUCUACUGCACCCGUGGAGAGGCAAGGCACAUCCACUUCUUUGAACUCAGAAGAAAGCAAAGUGGGCAUCACUGUGGAGAGAGAGAGAGAGACGGGCAGCACUGAUUAGGACUGCCAUCACAGGACGUGUAAAUCUAAUGUGUCCACAUCAAACUUAGGGAGAAAAGAGCACAAACAUGUUUGUUACAAAUAACAUGUUGAAUUGAUUUGGUCAGUACAUCUGUGAAUAGAAAAAAAAUUGUUUAAAUAUUUGCUAUGUGUGAUUUCAGUGGGUUUAUUUUGGAUUACAGCCACUAAUACUCACAAUCAGGUGUCUACAAUUAUGGUUGAUAAAACAUCCUCAUUGACUCCCUUGUUACUUAUGUU